Pistacia vera is the source of this 576-nucleotide messenger RNA. RefSeq lists its product as uncharacterized. Lineage: Eukaryota; Viridiplantae; Streptophyta; Magnoliopsida; Sapindales; Anacardiaceae. The record is from RefSeq and is a predicted model, not a curated record. The coding region runs from base 1 to 576 and encodes 191 amino acids. The transcript is spliced from 2 exons.
AUGGACAGGUCAGCAUCGCAGUCCCAUGAGUCCGACAGGAGCAUUAGCAUGCAUGAUGACCCUGUGCCUAAGAAAAAGGGCAGAAAGGGCAAGGCAAAGGCUAAGGGAAGUAAGCGACUAUGGACAAAAAAAGAGGACGCUGUGUUGGUGGAGUGUUUAUUGGAGCUGAAAGAGCAGCCACUUUGGAGAACUGAGUGGGGGUUCAAGUGCGGUUACCUAGCUAAGGUCGAAAAAAUGAUGUGGGAAAAACUUCCUCAUUACGGUCUGAAAGCACAACCACAUAUCAACUCGAGGGUGAAGAUGUUGAGGAGGCAAUAUAAUGCAAUCAGCGAGAUGCUUGAGAAAGGUAGUGGUUUCGGGUGGAAUGAUGAGGAGAAAUGCAUUACAUGUACCAAGGAUGUCUUUGAUGAAUGGAGCCAUCCUUUUGCAAGAGCACUGCGACACAAACCAUGGGUGCACUAUGAUUCCUUUGUCGCCAUCUACGGCAAAAACAGGGCCAAUGGAGCUGGUGCGGAGACAGCAGCUGAUGCUGUUGAGGAUUUGGAUAAUGGCAGUGUUGACAAUAAUGAUGAAUAG